Molecule: messenger RNA, 2380 nt
Organism: Camellia sinensis
Lineage: Eukaryota; Viridiplantae; Streptophyta; Magnoliopsida; Ericales; Theaceae
Biological process (GO): SCF-dependent proteasomal ubiquitin-dependent protein catabolic process
Cellular component (GO): SCF ubiquitin ligase complex
Molecular function (GO): protein binding
Source: RefSeq, a predicted model, not a curated record
UGGCCGAGAUUAUAUAUAACUCCAGGUCACCCCUCGCUCUCUCUCAUCCCUCUCUUUCAUCCUCCACAUUUGUCCACUGAGAGCUUUCUCGUCUCGGUCGAUCAUCACUGUGUAUAUGUGUGAUACAUACUUCAUAUACAUAUCUAUACACAGAGAUACAUAGUUAUACAUACACAGAUAUAUACAUUAUUAUAUAUAUGAUAUGAUAUGAUAUGAUAUGAUAAUGAGAGGUCAUGAUCGGAUAAAUCCAAUCUUGCCGGACGAGUUGAUCCUCGAGAUCUUCCGUCACCUCGGCUCGAAGCCCAGCCGCGACGCCUGUUCCGUCGUCUGCAAGCGGUGGCUCGACCUCGAGAGGCUCAGCCGCGACACCAUCCGAGUCGGCGCCUCCAACAACCCUGACGCUCUUGUCAAGCUUCUGGCUCGCCGCUUCGUCAAUGCCAAGAACGUUUACAUCGACGAACGACUCUCGAUUUCUCUCCCCGUUCAAUUCGGAAGAAGACGUGGUGGUGAUCCAUCUGCACUUUCAUCCCUAAAUCUUAACUAUGCAACUGAGAAAAGUGGGUCCGAAGAUGUUGAAAUGGACUCAUACUGUUUAUCAGAUGCUGGUCUGACUGCCGUGGGUGAAGGAUUUACAAAACUUGAGAAGCUGAGCCUUAUCUGGUGCUCUAAUGUGACGAGUGCAGGGUUAAAAUCUAUAGCUGAGAAGUGUAGUUCAUUGAGAUCUUUGGAUUUGCAGGGUUGCUAUGUUGGAGACCAUGGUCUAGCUGCUGUUGGGGAUUGUUGUAAGCAAGUUGAAGAUCUGAAUUUGCGUUUUUGCGAAGGCCUGACAGAUAGAGGGUUGAUUGAGUUAACCAUCGGUUGUGGGAAAACUCUAAAAUCUCUUGGAGUUGCAGCUUGUGCAAAAAUAACUGAUGUUUCCUUGGAAGCAGUAGGAUCUCAUUGCAGAUUUCUUGAGACGUUGUCAUUGGACUCGGAGUUCAUCAACAACAAAGGGGUCCUUGCUGUGGCAAAAGGAUGUCGUCUUUUGAAAGUUCUGAAGUUACAAUGCAUCAAUGUCACGGAUGAGGCACUGGAAGCUGUUGGAAUUUUCUGUUCAUCAUUGGAGUUGUUGGCUCUUUACAGUUUCCAGAGGUUUACUGACAAGGGUCUGAGUGCUAUUGGAAAAGGGUGUAAGAAGCUAAAAAAUCUUACUUUAAGUGAUUGCUAUUUCUUAAGUGACAACGGUUUGGAAGCAGUUGCAGCUGGUUGCUCUGAAUUAACACAUCUUGAAGUCAAUGGGUGCCACAAUAUUGGCACAAGUGGACUAGAGUUCGUGGGAAGAUCUUGCACACGCCUUUCAGAGUUAGCUUUGCUGUAUUGCCAAAAGAUAGGUAAUUUUGCCCUUUCUGAGGUUGGCAGGGGCUGCAAACACUUGCAAGCUCUCCACUUGGUAGAUUGCUCAAGUAUUGGGGAUGAUGCCAUAUGCAGUGUGGCUGCAGGCUGCAAGAACUUGAAAAAACUUCACAUUCGUCGAUGUUACGAGGUUGGGAAUAAGGGAAUCAUAGCUGUUGGUGAGAAUUGUAAAUUCCUUACAGAUCUUAGCCUUCGGUUUUGUGAUCGGGUAGGGGACGAGGCACUAAUAGCUAUUGGUCAAGGUUGUCCCAUAGAACAUUUAAAUGUUAGUGGCUGCCACCAAAUAGGGGACGCGGGAAUAAUAGCAAUUGCUAGAGGCUGUCCUGAACUCAUUUACCUGGAUGUAAGCGUUCUUCAGAAUCUAGGGGAUAUGGCAAUGGCUGAGUUAGGUGAAGGCUGUCCCUUACUCAAGGACAUAGUCCUAUCACACUGCCGUCAGAUAACAGAUGUGGGUCUAUCCCAUCUUGUGAAGAAGUGCACCUUACUAGAGACCUGCCACAUGGUUUAUUGCCCUGGUAUUUCUGCUGCUGGUGUUGCCACCGUGAUUUCUAGCUGCGUGGGCAUAAAGAAGGUCCUUGUUGAGAAGUGGAAGGUAAGCCAGAGGACUAAACGGAGAGCUGGCUCGGUCAUCUCCUACCUUUGUGUUGACCUUUAGACCGCACAUCACUUCAAAAAAGGUUUCCCUCACGAGUCCUCGACUUAGCGGGAUCCAAUUUGGAGCUCAAUCUAGCACUUUUGUGGGGGAUAAGCAAGCAUGUUGGUUUUUGUUGAAUCCCGUUCUCUGAAUGUAUCAGCUCUCUUUGUGUACAAUUUUGUAAUAAGGGGGGUGUUGAUGUAGGAAGUAGUUUUGUCGGUUUGCAUGAAUGAAGUUGAGGCUUUACUGGUAACAAUAAUAAUCUUGCAGCCUUUUUUGUUUGGAUGAUUUUAUGAUAUGUUAUGCCAUGUACAUUUUGUUCUUGAAAGUGCAGUGGUUUGGUUCUUGUAAUAA